Molecule: messenger RNA, 1569 nt
Organism: Diprion similis
Lineage: Eukaryota; Metazoa; Arthropoda; Insecta; Hymenoptera; Diprionidae
Product: gem-associated protein 8-like
Exons: 2
Coding region: 306-1070 (254 amino acids)
Biological process (GO): spliceosomal snRNP assembly
Cellular component (GO): SMN complex
Source: RefSeq, a predicted model, not a curated record
GCGUUUGGAGAUACGUUUGUAAUUUCGUAUCCGACGAAAGUUGUUUACAGACGCGCACGCAAUCGAAACGAACUUGUCAGAAAGUUUUUUAAAGUGAUAUGGUGAUGUUUUCGCACUCAUUAGUCCUGAGUUUGCUCGAAGAAAAGAAAUUGUCACAAUUCGGUUUCGUUCUUACUUCUGUCAAAUAGAGACGAAAAGUUACGAUCGAUUUUGAGCAUGUCUCGCCAUCCUUGACUUCAACCCAUACAUGUAAUCGUUGAGAGUUUAACAACCCUCCGGAUUACGGAUACGGCCUUGACCAAGAAAUGGACGUUAACGUAAACGCCAAGCGGACGAAGACGAGAAAGAGAAAACGUCACUCGAAGGUUAAACGCCGUGAACAAGCGCGCCUUGAGGUUAGGUUUGCCAAACGUCGUAAACUCGUUCCUGCCGAACGUAAUGCUUACGUCUCUGUCAAAUCGAAGGAAAAAGUAACGAACGCGAUGCAGGCGAACACGUUUUGGGAAAACUACGAAGCCGCUCACGAGUGGCAGCAAAGGCAUAGUGUAGAGUGGUGGAAAUCGCGGUGCAUUGCGCUGGAACAUGAGAACGUUAUUCUGCGCGACAAAAUAAGAGAGUUAACUUCAAACUCGAUUCGGCGCAGGGUUAAUGAUUCUUUCGUAAAGCAGGACAGGCAUCGAAGAGCCCGAAAUGACAGCCUUCGACAAAAUAGUCACAACAGGGGGGUCGACAAUUGGCAAGAGGAAGAAGAAGCUUCGGAUAACGAUAACCUGGAAUUUCAAGUUGAUGAAGAUAUGAUGAAAUUUUUCGAGCAAAGUAUUAGGCACAAAUUAGAAUUAAAAGAGAAACGAGACGUUGAAUCUGCAAGGGAAAAGGCAGAGCUUGAGGAGGAGGUUCCGAUCGAAGGUGGCGCCGCUUGGAUGCGAACCAAACUUGAAGGGGCUAAAUUACUUUAUGGUACCGCUAGUCCCAGAAUUUUAGCCAUGGAAACCGCUCUGCAAGCUACAACGGAUCGGCAUAAAGACAGAGCAAAGCCUCAAUACUGGCCAAAUAUUCCCCUAAAAUUGUAGAUAGUUAUUUACAUUUUUUGUUUCAUUGGUUGCUAGUAUCAAACUUUAUUUUAAAGCUUGGAAAUUCAGUCGCAUCCGCUCAAUAAUCAUUUAGUUUGCAUAUAAAGGGAAGUAUCGCUCAGUGUUAAACUAAGUAUUAUCGUACAAAAAUUGCUUUGUGAACCUCAUAGUUUUAUACAAAAUAUUUGAUUAAUAUCUAGCGAUAAUGUAUAUAUAUAUAUAUAUAUAUUUUUUCGAUACAGUUAUCCACUGUAUAAACAUAAAUUGCUAACAGUAAACUGCAGUUAAGUCGUGAUUAUCUUAUUCUCGAUUUCAACCCAAUAAUUUGUAACCUUUUAUCACAAUUUUGAUUGAUCUAAGAAAAGUUCAUCCGACUAUCGCAAGUAUCGAAUAUUGAAAAUUAUGUUUGAGUUUGUAAAUUGAAUCUAACUUGUCGUCAUUUGAAUACUAAAUAUGUAUGAAAUUUAGUUAUCGUUAAACUUACUCGGGUCAUUUUUUU